AUGUCAGCCAACAUGGAUUUCACAGACCGGGCAAAACAGGCUGUGGAGGGUGCCAUGACCCUGGCCGAGCAAUACGGCAACUCCCAGCUCUUGCCCAUCCAUCUCGCAGUGUCGCUUCUCGACCCUCAUGACAAGAACCAGGAGCAGCAUGGGUCGACAGCAACCCCCUCAACCACAUUGUUUCGGCAAGUAGUGGAACGAGCCAACGGCGAUCCUCAGCUCUUUGACCGUGCCUUGAAGAAGAGGUUGGUGCGGCUACCGAGCCAAGACCCCCCGCCAGAGCAGGUCUCGCUGGCCCCUCAGUUCCACACCGUGCUGCGCAAGGCUAUGGAGCUCCAGAAGGUUCAGAAGGACUCGUACAUCGGCGUCGACCACCUCAUCAACGCACUCUCAGAGGACAGCACCGUCCAGGCCGCACUCCAUGAUGCAAACAUCCCCCGGCCCAAGCUGGUCCAGGACGCCGUCCAGGCCAUCCGCGGUACCAAGCGAGUCGACAGCAAGACGGCCGAUACGGAGCAGGAGAACGAGAACCUGGCCAAGUUCACCAUUGACAUGACAGCCAUGGCCCGGGACAAGAAGAUGGACCCCGUCAUCGGCCGAGAGGAGGAGAUUCGCCGCACCAUCCGCAUCCUGUCCCGACGCACGAAGAACAACCCGGUCCUCAUCGGUGAGCCCGGUGUGGGCAAGACCACCGUCAUCGAGGGUCUCGCCCAGCGAAUCGUCAACCGCGAUGUCCCCGACAACCUGAAGCACUGCAAGCUCCUCUCCCUCGACGUCGGCUCCAUCGUCGCCGGCAGCAAGUACCGUGGAGAGUUUGAGGAGCGCAUGAAGGGCGUCCUCAAGGAGAUUGAGGACUCCAAGGACAUGAUUGUCCUCUUCGUCGACGAGAUUCACCUCCUCAUGGGCGCCGGUUCCUCCGGAGAGGGCGGCAUGGACGCCGCCAACCUUCUGAAGCCCAUGCUGGCCCGUGGCCAGCUGCACUGCAUCGGUGCCACGACGCUCAACGAGUACCGCAAGUACAUUGAGAAGGAUGCCGCCUUUGAGCGUCGUUUCCAGCAGGUCCUGGUCAAGGAGCCAACCGUCAACGAGACCAUUUCCAUCCUCCGAGGUCUGAAGGAGCGCUACGACAGGCACCACCGCGUCACCAUCCUCGACAACGCCCUGGUGGCCGCCGCUAAUCUGGCGGCCCGCUACCUGACCUCGCGACGCAUGCCCGACUCGGCAAUCGACCUCGUCGACGAGGCUGCCGCUGCCGUGCGCGUGGCCCGCGAGUCGCAGCCCGAGGCGAUCGACUCCCUCGAGCGUAAGCUUAGGCAGCUCAUGAUCGAGAUUGCCGCCCUGGAGAAGGAGAAGGACGAGGCAUCCCAGACUCGUCUCCAGCAGGCCAGGAAGGAUGCCAUGAAUGUCGAGGAGGAGCUCCAGCCGCUGCGCGAAAAGUACCAGAACGAGAUCAAGCGUGGCGAGGAGAUCCACCUGGCCAAGGUCAAGCUGGACGAGUUCGAGAAGCGCCUCGAGGAUGCCAUGAACGCGGGAGACCACGCCAAGGCCGCCGACCUCAAGUACGGCGCCAUCCCCGAGCAGGAGGCCGUCAUCAAGGAGCUCGAGUCCAAGAAAGCCCAGGCCGACGCCGCGCUCAACGCCUCGGGCGCCGACAGCGGCUCCAUGGUGACGGACAUCGUCACGGCCGACCACAUCAACGAGAUUGUCGCCCGCUGGACCGGCAUCCCCGUCACCCGCCUCCGCACCUCGGAGAAGGAGAAGCUCAUCCAGAUGGAAAAGGUGCUGGGCAAGUCCGUCGUCGGACAGAAGGAGGCCGUGCAGGCCGUCUCCAACGCGAUUCGCCUGCAGCGAUCCGGACUCAGCAACCCCAACUCACCUCCCAGCUUCCUCUUCUGCGGACCGUCGGGUACGGGAAAGACGCUGCUGACCAAGGCCCUCGCUGAGUUCCUGUUUGACGACCCCAAGUCCAUGAUCCGACUCGACAUGUCCGAGUACCAGGAGCGGCACGCACUCAGCCGCAUGAUUGGCGCGCCGCCCGGAUACGUGGGCCACGACGCGGGAGGCCAGCUGACGGAGGCUCUCCGUCGCCGUCCGUUCUCCAUCCUCCUGUUCGAUGAGGUGGAGAAGGCGGCCAAGGAGAUCCUGACCGUCCUCCUGCAGCUCAUGGACGACGGGCGCAUCACCGAUGGCCAAGGCCGCGUGGUGGACGCCAAGAACUGCAUCGUCGUCAUGACGUCCAACCUGGGAGCCGAAUACCUGACCCGCAGCAAUAAGGAGGGCCGCGUGGAGCCGGCAGCACGGGAGCUGGUCAUGGGCGCCCUGCGCAACUACUUCCUCCCCGAGUUCCUCAACCGCAUCAACUCGAUCGUCAUCUUCAACAGGCUGACGCGCCGGGAGAUCCGCAAGAUUGUCGACUUCCGGCUGGCCGAGAUCCAGAAGCGUCUCGAAGACAACGGCCGCAAGGUCCGCAUCGAGGUGUCGGACGAGGCCAAGGACCAGCUCAGUGCCAGCGGCUACUCGCCCGCCUACGGCGCCCGCCCACUCCAGCGCCUCAUCGAGCAGGAGAUCCUCAACAAACUGGCCGUCCUCAUCCUGCGCAACAACGUGCGCGACGGAGAGUCGGCCCGCGUGGAGCUCGACGACGGACGCCUCGUCGUCCUGCCCAACCACCCCGAUAGCGACGUCGACGGCGAGGUCGAGAUGGUGGACUCAGAUGAUGCGCUCGAAGAUUUCGGCGAGGAGGGGAUGGACGAGGACAUUUACACUUGA
This is a messenger RNA of Geosmithia morbida, 2769 nucleotides long. RefSeq names its product ATP-dependent Clp protease ATP-binding subunit ClpB. Gene Ontology annotation, biological process: cellular response to heat. The coding region runs from base 1 to 2769 and encodes 922 amino acids. Lineage: Eukaryota; Fungi; Ascomycota; Sordariomycetes; Hypocreales; Bionectriaceae. The transcript has a single exon. The record is from RefSeq and is a predicted model, not a curated record. Gene Ontology annotation, molecular function: ATP binding; ATP hydrolysis activity. Gene Ontology annotation, cellular component: cytosol; cytoplasm.